AUGCCAGCAAUUAUGACAAUGUUAGCAGACCAUGCAGCUCGUCAGCUGCUUGAUUUCAGCCAAAAAUUGGAUAUCAACCUUUUAGACAGUGUGGUGAAUUGCUUAUACCAUGGAGAAGGAGCCCAGCAAAGAAUGGCUCAGGAAGUACUGACACAUUUAAAGGAGCAUCCUGAUGCGUGGACAAGAGUUGACACAAUUUUGGAAUUUUCACAGAAUAUGAACACGAAAUAUUAUGGACUACAAAUUUUGGAAAAUGUGAUAAAAACAAGGUGGAAGAUACUUCCCAGGAACCAGUGUGAAGGAAUAAAAAAAUACGUUGUUGGACUCAUUAUCAAGACAUCGUCUGACCCAACUUGUGUGGAGAAGGAGAAGGUAUAUAUCGGGAAAUUAAAUAUGAUUCUUGUCCAGAUACUGAAACAAGAAUGGCCCAAACACUGGCCAACUUUCAUCAGUGACAUUGUUGGAGCAAGUAGGACCAGUGAAAGUCUCUGUCAGAAUAAUAUGGUUAUUCUUAAACUCUUAAGCGAAGAAGUGUUUGAUUUCUCUAGUGGACAGAUAACACAAGUGAAAGCCAAGCAUUUGAAAGACAGCAUGUGUAAUGAGUUCUCACAAAUAUUUCAACUAUGUCAGUUUGUGAUGGAAAAUUCCCAAAAUGCUCCACUUGUGCAUGCCACCUUGGAAACACUGCUCAGAUUUCUUAACUGGAUUCCACUGGGAUAUAUUUUUGAGACCAAGUUAAUCAGCACAUUAAUUUAUAAGUUCCUGAAUGUUCCAAUGUUUCGAAAUGUGUCUCUAAAGUGCCUCACUGAGAUUGCUGGUGUGAGUGUAAGCCAGUAUGAGGAACAAUUUGUAACUCUAUUUACACUGACAAUGAUGCAGCUAAAACAGAUGCUUCCUUUAAAUACUAAUAUUCGACUUGCAUAUUCAAAUGGAAAAGAUGAUGAACAGAACUUUAUUCAAAAUCUCAGUUUGUUUCUCUGCACAUUUCUUAAGGAACACGGUCAACUUAUAGAAAAAAGAUUAAAUCUCAGGGAAACGUUGAUGGAGGCCCUUCAUUAUAUGUUGUUGGUAUCAGAAGUAGAAGAAACUGAAAUCUUUAAGAUUUGUCUUGAGUACUGGAAUCACUUGGCAGCUGAACUCUAUAGAGAAAGCCCCUUCUCUACAUCUGCCUCUCCGUUGCUAUCUGGAAGUCAGCAUUUUGAUGUUCCGCCCAGGAGACAGCUCUAUUUGCCUGUGUUAUCCAAGGUCCGUUUAUUGAUGGUUAGUCGUAUGGCUAAACCAGAGGAAGUAUUGGUUGUAGAAAACGAUCAGGGAGAAGUUGUGAGAGAAUUUAUGAAGGAUACAGAUUCCAUAAAUUUAUAUAAGAAUAUGAGAGAAACAUUAGUUUAUCUUACUCAUCUGGAUUAUGUAGAUACAGAAAGAAUAAUGACUGAGAAGCUUCACAAUCAAGUGAAUGGUACCGAGUGGUCAUGUGAUACUUUCAUUAAAAUAGCACAGAAAUGCCGCAGACAUUUCGUUCAAGUUCAGGUUGGAGAAGUAAUGCCAUUUAUUGAUGAGAUUUUGAACAACAUUAACACUAUAAUUUGUGAUCUUCAGCCUCAACAGGUUCAUACAUUUUAUGAAGCUGUGGGGUACAUGAUUGGUGCACAGACAGACCAAACAGUACAAGAACAUUUGAUAGAAAAAUACAUGCUACUUCCUAAUCAAGUGUGGGACAGUAUAAUCCAGCAAGCAACCAAAAAUGUGGACAUACUUAAAGAUCCUGAAACAGUCAAGCAACUUGGUAGUAUAUUAAAAACAAAUGUGAGAGCCUGCAAAGCUGUUGGACACCCCUUUGUAAUUCAGCUUGGAAGAAUUUAUUUAGAUAUGCUUAAUGUAUACAAGUGCCUCAGUGAAAAUAUUUCUGCAGCUAUUCAAGCUAAUGGUGAGAUGGUUACAAAACAACCACUGAUAAGAAGUAUGCGAACAGUGAAAAGGGAAACUUUAAAGUUAAUAUCUGGUUGGGUGAGCCGCUCCAAUGAUCCACAGAUGGUAGCUGAAAAUUUUGUUCCUCCUCUCUUGGAUGCAGUUCUCAUUGAUUAUCAAAGAAAUGUCCCAGCUGCUAGAGAACCAGAGGUUCUUAGUACUAUGGCUACUAUUGUCAACAAGUUAGGAGGACACAUAACUGCAGAAAUACCUCAAAUAUUUGAUGCUGUUUUUGAAUGCACAUUAAAUAUGAUAGAGUUUGCAGGUGAAGAUACAUCUGAUCUGUUUUUGGAAGAAAGAGAAACAGCCCUUCGACAGGCUCAGGAAGAGAAGCAUAAACUUCAAAUGUCUGUCCCUGGCAUCCUUAAUCCACAUGAAAUUCCAGAAGAAAUGUGUGAUUAA
This is a messenger RNA of Orycteropus afer afer, 2367 nucleotides long. NCBI's taxonomy places the organism in Eukaryota, Metazoa, Chordata, Mammalia, Tubulidentata, Orycteropodidae. The record is from RefSeq and is a predicted model, not a curated record.